Pestalotiopsis fici W106-1 is the source of this 1938-nucleotide messenger RNA. RefSeq lists its product as uncharacterized. Gene Ontology annotation, cellular component: plasma membrane; cytosol; cytoplasm. Gene Ontology annotation, biological process: ubiquitin-dependent endocytosis. Bases 1 to 1938 code for a protein of 645 amino acids. NCBI's taxonomy places the organism in Eukaryota, Fungi, Ascomycota, Sordariomycetes, Amphisphaeriales, Sporocadaceae. The record is from RefSeq and is a predicted model, not a curated record. The transcript has 3 exons. Gene Ontology annotation, molecular function: ubiquitin protein ligase binding; protein-macromolecule adaptor activity.
AUGCCGUCCUUUAUUCCCUUCACUGGCGGCCAUCGCCAUUCCUGCACGCUUUUUGAAAUCCGGCUCGAGAAUGACUUUAUCGUUUUCCGGGGCAACGAACACGAGGCUGCCGGUCAGCUCCUCAAGGGAAACGUGGUGCUUUGUCUCAGGGAACCACUAAGGGUUGAGGAUGUUCACCUCAGACUUCUAGGAAACUGCCGAAUUGCCUGGAUAGAGGCGAAACAGACCCCCACCGGAAUUCACAACCAGAAGGUCGACAAGACAACUACUAUAUUGAAGCACAGUUGGAAUCCCUUCAUUGGUGGACCGCAGUCCCAUGGCCAGAUUCUCGCUGCCGGAAACUACGAGUGGCCAUUCGAACUUUUGCUUCCCGGCGACACGGCAGAAAGCGUCGAGGGCCUGUAUCAGACCAAUAUCAGCUACGUCUUGAAGGCGACUGUCUCUCGAGGAAAAUUGGCCAAGAAUCACCAUGCAUACAAGCGCGUCAGAGUCAUUCGUACUCUGGACCCGACCGCCUUGGAAUUCAACCAUGCCAUGAGUGUAGAGAAUAUCUGGCCCAACAAGAUUGAAUACUCUGUGGUCAUUCCACAAAAGGCCCUCGUUUUUGGCAGCACCGUUCCGUUGGAGAUGAGAUUCACGCCCCUCCUCAAGGGCUUGGACAUGGGUGAGAUCACCGUCAAACUCCUCGAGACGCAGGAGUUCAGUGUAUCAAACCCCGGGACGACUUCAAAGACUCACAAGACAGAACGAGAGGUGUGCACUUGGUCGUUUGAAGUCAACCGAGAGGAGAGCUGGAACGACAACAUCGACGAAACUGGCCAGGAUGGAUGGGCUGUCAACAAGGAGCUCCCUCUGCCGAAGAAGUUGACAAAGUGCCUGCAAGACUGCCACGUUCAUGGAAUCAAGGUUCGCCACAAGGUCAAGCUCACAGUUGCACUCAAGAACCCUGAUGGUCACAUUUCCGAGCUGAGAGCCACUCUACCCGUGACCAUCUUCAUCUCUCCCAACAUGCCGCUUGACGACGAUGGCAAUCUUAUUUCUCAGGAAUCGACAGAGUCCAACGAGCGAAGGGCAGAUGCUGAAAGCAGCAACAUGGCUCCGCCAGGGUACGGCAUGCAUGUUCUAGACCAGCUCUACGACGAUGUUGACCCCAGUGGUAUCAUGACACCCGGCAUGAUGACUCCUGGCGGCAUCUACAGCGGUCUCCAGAGUGGAUUUGCCAGUCCCUUUUAUUCUCAGUCUCGUGCUGGCUCUUCGGAGAACCUGGCUGCACUCGCAAACGGCGCAGUGACACCGGCAGCUCUUAGCUCGAGACUUCAGAACGUGUCACUGGAUCCAUCGCGGAGGAACACAUCCUUUACUUCGGUGGGAUCCCAGCCGCAUUCGCAGCCGCAUUCUGGUACGGCGACACCCUACCUGCAGCUCAAUGACGGUGAACAAACGGCAGAAUCCUCGCAACCACACUCGACCGAGUUGUCUCGCCAAACUAGUGCAGAAGAGCACUCUGGCGGUGUCUCGGGACACAGCACACCCCCAGAACAUCUGGAGGUAGACAUGUCCGAACUAAGCAAGGUUCCCAGCUAUACGACCGCUACCAGGACGCCGCUCCCAAGGACGCCGAGCUUUACAGGAUCCUUGGCCCUGCCCGAUUACCUCUCGGCCAUGAGUGCGCCCACAUCUCCAAGCAGGACGCCAUAUCACGAACUCCAUGAUCCGUUGGCGACCAUCACAGAGGGAACCAUUGCGGGAGGAGAUCGCCACGACCCGAGCACGGCAGGAACAGCCACUGAGCCGGGAACAAGAAGCCAUUCGCGCAGCAACUCGUCUAACCGACGAAGCCACUCCUCUCUGGGAUUCAACUUUUUGCACCGCUCAAACCCUGGUGACAGUCAUGGUGAACGUCAUCUGCGCUUGACACAGCAAAGACACGGGCACUGA